This is a messenger RNA of Emys orbicularis (European pond turtle), 1800 nucleotides long. It is a transcript of the gene SLC22A16, whose product is annotated as solute carrier family 22 member 16. The record is from RefSeq and is a predicted model, not a curated record. Lineage: Eukaryota; Metazoa; Chordata; Testudines; Emydidae. The transcript has 10 exons. Gene Ontology annotation, biological process: transmembrane transport. Gene Ontology annotation, cellular component: membrane. Bases 1 to 1800 code for a protein of 599 amino acids.
AUGGCUUCGCGCUGGGAGCGGCUCUUCGACUCCGUGGGACACUUCGGCAGAUUCCAAGCAUGUGUAUAUUUUGCAUCUGUCUUUCAAGCUAUCUCAUGUGGCAUUCAUUACUUGGCUUCCGUAUUCAUGGCUGUUACGCCUAAAUUUGUAUGCAGUGUCCCUGGAAAUCUGGAAAACGGAGAAAUUUGGGAACUUGAUCAGUGCAGCAGGUCCAAGCGGGAGGGCAGUUUGUAUCUUGCAUAUGAAUAUUCUGGCAACAAGUCUGUUUUUUCUUGUUCUGACGGAUAUAUCUAUGAUCACACAAAAUGGAAGAGCACCAUUGUUACAGAAUGGGAUUUGGUCUGUCACCGGGAAUGGCUUGCAAAAUUAACUCAGCCCACAUUCAUGCUUGGAGUCCUGCUUGGAGCAGUGAUUUUUGGUGAUAUGGCUGACAGAGUGGGAAGACGGUAUAUAAUGUGGUUCACAAGCACUGGUCAGUUUUUAUUUGGCAUUGCAGUGGCAUUCACAUUUGACUACUACAGCUUUGUGAUCAUACGUUUUCUCCUUGCUAUGGUUUCAAGUGGCUAUCUGGUUGUGGUUUUUGUUUAUGUGACAGAAUAUGUUGGCAUUAAAGCUCGAACAUGGGCGUCCAUGCAUGUCCAUGCUUUUUUUGCUGUGGGAAUCAUGGUUGUGGCACUGGUAGGAUUUUUGGUGCGGACCUGGUGGAUCUAUCAGAUAUUUCUUUCUGUAACAACUCUCCCCUUUGUCUUGUGCUGCUGGAUGCUCCCAGAGACACCUUUCUGGCUACUGUCAGAGGGAAGAUACGAAGAAGCACAAAAAAUAGUUAAUGUAAUGGCGAGAUGGAAUAAAGUAAGCACUCCUUGUAAAAUUUCUGAACUGUGUUCAGUUCAACAAGAUGAUCUAGUCAGAUGCAGAACGGGUGAUAAUGACACUUCUACAGUGAAGAAGCACAGCAUCUUAGAUCUGUUUUAUAAUUGGCACAUUGCAAGAAGGACCAUUACAGUCUGGCUGAUUUGGUUCACUGGGAGUUUAGGAUACUAUGUAUUCUCCCUGAGUUCCGUCAAUCUAGGAGGCAAUGAAUAUUUAAAUCUAUUUCUCAUAGGUGCCGUGGAGCUUCCUGCGUAUGUCGUUGCUUGCAUUGGGAUGGACAAACUGGGAAGGAGAAACACAUUGACUCCAUUUCUUAUAUCAAGUGCAGUGAUCUGUGCUUUGAUUAUGCUGAUCCCUCAGGAUUUCAGUAUAUUAUCUGUCUUAGCAAAUAUGGCUGGAAAGUUUGCAAUUGGCGUUGCAUUUGGCCUCAUUUACCUUUACACAGCAGAACUGUAUCCAACAGUUAUACGGUCACUUGCUGUAGGAAGUGGGAGCAUGAUGUGUCGUGUAGGGAGCAUAGUUGCUCCUUUUUGUGUUUACCUGACUAGUGUUUGGAUCUUCAUGCCACAGUUGCUUGUUGGAAUCAUGGCUUUUCUGAGCGGAAUGCUAACAUUAAUGCUCCCAGAAACUCUUGGAAAACCAUUGACUAAUACUUUGGCGGAAGCUGCAGAACUGGGAACAAACAAGAACAGCUGGUUUUCCAAUAAGGCAACACCCAUCCAUGGCCCCACAAAGUCGCGAGACCUCCUCGUCAACCUCCUCCUGGCUCUGGCCAAAGUUAUCAUCUAUAAUACCAGGAGGAGGAUGUUAGACGAGGAGGUGCUCUGCGACUGUGGGACCUAUUUCCGUUCCUCCCUGGUCUCACGCCUCCGGGCAGAAUUCCACUGGGCAGCAUCCGCUGGCUCCCUUGACACCUUUGAGGAGCAGUGA